Messenger RNA from Coprinopsis cinerea okayama7#130, 1938 nucleotides. RefSeq lists its product as hypothetical. Bases 1 to 1938 code for a protein of 645 amino acids. The record is from RefSeq and is a predicted model, not a curated record. The transcript has 2 exons. Lineage: Eukaryota; Fungi; Basidiomycota; Agaricomycetes; Agaricales; Psathyrellaceae.
AUGGCGGAUAAAGGUUUAGUCGAAACGAAGGCUAUCGCGUCUUUGUGCGACCAAUUGGAACAGGCUCUAUCACUAUCACCUCAAUCCCAGCUCCCGCCCGAAAUUCUGGCAGAAAUCUUCAUCCACACUCUUCCUCAGGCUAGCGACUCCGGAUGGGAGUGCUACUGGGAUCGAGAAGAUGCAUCUCCGGCUGACGAUAUCGAUAUAUCGAGUGGUGCUGCAUCUCCGUCCAACGACGUAUCGAGUUUGGCAUCUGGGAGCUUAUCGUUUGGAUCUACUGCUUUCGGAGAUUUGGAAGGUGCGAACGCGACUGGAAGAGGGGCUGGAGGACGGGAAGGGCGAGGAUCUUUUUCCGUCGCUGACAGCUUGGGUGCCUCACCUUCUUACCGCCCACGAGCGAGCGGAUUCUUCUCCUCCUCGAACCCUCCAGAAACUGGCGAAGGCCUGCCAAGCGUCUCAAGAACCAGUACCCUGUUGGCGAUAACACACGUAUCGACGUCAUGGCGCAACAUUGCGAUUCGUACACCAGAGCUGUGGAACAGGAUGUGUUUCGAGUAUACGUAUUUCGACUCGGCGUCCUCAGUGCCUUCCGACCUCCAUGCUCACGCUUACGCUUCGGCGUUUCCUGUGUACCCUGAAAACCCUUUUCGUGUGGUUGGUGCUGCAGGGUCCAACAAUGGUGUAAGGGGGAGGGAAAGACCCGAGAGUGAUCGCGAGGUUGAUCCUCGAUCCAAUCUGCUCCGUCUGUGGAUGGAGCGCUCGCACCCUCUGCCCAUCCACCUAGCCCUCACGCCCCGCUACGCCCUCCUACCAUCCACGCCACUCCACCCAUCCACGCUCGCCGUCCUCACUGCUCAUUCCAACCGCAUUCGGACGCUGGCUAUCGAUGCGCCUGUGAAGACUGUGCUGCAGCCUCUGUUCUCGCCGUUUGCUGGUGAGGAGGUGGCGUUUGGUGCUCUGGAGGGGCUGAGCAUCAAGGCGAACUUGGUGGAUUCGGUGUCCGUCGCCCAGCCUAUUCGGGGGUUUGAGGCGUGCCCCAUGCUUCGACGCGUGUCUUUGGAUCUGGCACCUGCGCAGCCUGGUGUACUCGCCAUCGAUUGGGGGAAGAUUACGCAUCUGGAUAUGCUCAACGCCCGAGCGCCUGUGAACCGUGGAAGGUGGAUUCACCUCGUCCGAGCGUGCCCGAAACUCGUAGUGGGCAGGUUCUGGGUGACGUCCCAGUCUGACUAUAUGCAUCUUGCUCCUCCCCCGUCAUCGACCUUUCUUACGGAUGGCAAUGCGACGUUGAGCACCCCGUUUGCGAUGGACGAUCUCGUGGAACUGGUGAUUGAAUACCGAGGCUCGGAUAGUCUCUCCUCGUUGUUUCAUAACCUCAGCUUUGGGAAGCUCAGGAAUUUGGAAGUACGAUGUGAGCCAGGCGAAAGAUUCUUCCAUGAUCGUAUGAAUUUAGGGAGCUGGAAUAAGCUGGUUGGGAGGUUUGGAAGAGGGCUGAGGAGGCUGGUUCUGACUGGCUUGGGGUGCUCGGUGGAUAACUUGCUGCUGUUUCUGAGGACCUUGGAUGCGUUGGAGGAGCUCAAGUUGGAUAUUCCGAAUCUGGAGGAUGACAGGCUCGUCGGUGCCUUCUGCGUGCGGCGGGCACAGACGCCUGGAUCCUCGGAGAGCCCUCUCCUACCUCACCUUCGACGGCUGUGGUUCAGGGUGAACCGUUUCGACUCGGACUCGUCGCGUGUGUAUCGAGAUGUGGUACAGACGAGGGUUGCUUUGGCAGAGGGGAGAGACGGAGUUGGGUGUUUCUAUCUGAUUUUGCAUUUUGAUCGAGCCAAGUGGUAUGGACGUUCGAUUGAUUUGGUUGAUCAUCUCGGUUUGGACGAUGAUGCAUAUGGUUAUUUACGCGCGCAUGUUGUUAUUCGACACGUAUCUGCGUACGAAAGACUCUAG